Cuscuta epithymum is the source of this 1716-nucleotide messenger RNA. NCBI's taxonomy places the organism in Eukaryota, Viridiplantae, Streptophyta, Magnoliopsida, Solanales, Convolvulaceae. The record is from the annotation of a GenBank genome assembly.
GUCACGUCUCCCAUAAUAUGUUCGCGCUCUAUCCCCACUCCCUUUGAACCGCUCAAAUACCCAUUUCCAUCUCCGAUCCAAAAUCCUGACACAAUCCGUCAAUCAUCAUGAGGGAGAUCUUGCACAUUCAGGGAGGUCAGUGCGGCAAUCAAAUCGGCUCCAAGUUCUGGGAAGUCAUCUGCGACGAACACGGCGUUGAUCCUACCGGCCGUUUCAAGGGCGGAGAAGCCAGCGACGGUGCCGCUGAUCUCCAACUCGAACGCAUUAAUGUCUACUUCAACGAGGCUUCCGGUGGUCGCUAUGUUCCCCGCGCUGUCCUCAUGGAUCUCGAGCCUGGUACAAUGGACAGUAUCAGAUCAGGUCCUUACGGCCAGAUCUUCAGGCCGGAUAACUUCGUCUUUGGACAGUCUGGCGCCGGAAACAAUUGGGCCAAAGGCCAUUACACCGAAGGCGCUGAGUUGAUCGACUCUGUUCUAGAUGUUGUUCGAAAGGAGGCCGAGAACUGUGAUUGCUUGCAAGGGUUUCAGGUUUGUCACUCACUUGGAGGAGGUACUGGAUCUGGAAUGGGUACUCUUUUGAUCUCAAAGAUAAGGGAGGAGUAUCCAGACAGAAUGAUGCUCACCUUCUCUGUUUUCCCCUCACCAAAGGUCUCUGACACAGUUGUGGAACCAUACAAUGCUACACUCUCAGUUCAUCAGCUCGUGGAAAAUGCUGAUGAAUGCAUGGUUCUUGACAAUGAAGCACUCUAUGAUAUUUGUUUCAGGACUCUGAAGCUUAGCACCCCAAGCUUUGGUGACCUCAAUCAUCUGAUAUCUGCAACCAUGAGUGGAGUCACCUGCUGCUUGAGAUUCCCCGGGCAGCUGAACUCGGACCUCCGGAAACUGGCUGUGAACCUGAUCCCCUUCCCACGCCUCCACUUCUUCAUGGUGGGCUUCGCGCCACUGACAUCACGUGGCUCACAGCAAUACAUAUCCCUCACAGUCCCGGAGCUGACACAGCAGAUGUGGGAUUCGAAGAACAUGAUGUGCGCCGCAGAUCCACGACACGGCCGCUACCUGACGGCCUCUGCCAUGUUCAGGGGCAAGAUGAGCACAAAGGAGGUGGACGAGCAGAUGAUAAACGUGCAGAACAAGAACUCAUCAUACUUCGUGGAGUGGAUUCCGAACAAUGUGAAGUCAAGCGUGUGUGACAUAGCGCCAACGGGGCUGAGGAUGGCGUCUACGUUCGUGGGGAACUCGACGUCAAUCCAGGAGAUGUUCAGGAGGGUGAGCGAGCAGUUCACAGCGAUGUUUAGACGGAAGGCGUUCUUGCAUUGGUACACCGGGGAAGGGAUGGAUGAGAUGGAGUUCACGGAGGCGGAGAGCAAUAUGAAUGAUUUGGUGGCGGAGUAUCAGCAGUACCAAGAUGCCACAGCGGAUGAUGAAGAGGAUAUUGAGCAUGAAGGAGAGGUUUAUGAAGAAGACGAAUGAUCCACUCUCCUCUCUUCUUUUCCCUUUGUAUUGCAAAGUCAUGAAUGUUUAAUUUCUUUCUUUCUUUCUUUGAAUUCAUCCAUUUCCAUAAUCCUCAAGUCUGUCUAUGUUUGUAUUGUUAAAUACUUCGUACUCUAUACUUCUUACUUAUUAAAGCUUUGAUAAAGAAUAUAUGGAGUAUAUGAAUGAUUUUGCAACAACGGCUACAAAUCUAUUUUGACAAUUUCAACUCAAGAGUUGUCUAACC